AUGAUAUAUUUUUUUCUUGAAUGGGAUAAAGAACGAAAUUUAUUUCAAGAUUAUAUUAAUUCAUUACGCAAAGAAAUACGUGUUCUUUUACAAGAACAAACUGAUACAAAAUCUCAAAUUAGUAUUAUUAAUGAAUUAACAGAAAAUGUAACUGAUUUAAAUGUUGAUUUACAAAAUCAUAUACUUAUUAAACAACGUUCAGAAAUGUCAAUUAAUAAUUUAGAACAUAAUUGUCAACUUCUUGAUACUGAACAAAAUUUACAACAAGAAUAUUUACAAUUAUUAAAAAAAGAUAAUGAAAAACUUCAAUUAAAAUUAGAAUUAAAUACUUAUAAAUUAGAAAUAAAACGUUUAUAUUCACAUUUUAAUAUAAAUAUCGAUUCAAUUGAACAAUUAAUACCAACUUUAGAAGAUCGAUUAUUACAGACUUCUUCUAUUUCAUCAACAUCAGAACUCAAUAAUGAAUAUGAACAACUUGAAAAGAUUUUGCAAAUCUAA
Molecule: messenger RNA, 498 nt
Organism: Rotaria sp. Silwood2
Lineage: Eukaryota; Metazoa; Rotifera; Eurotatoria; Philodinida; Philodinidae
Source: the annotation of a GenBank genome assembly